Molecule: messenger RNA, 2132 nt
Organism: Chinchilla lanigera (long-tailed chinchilla)
Lineage: Eukaryota; Metazoa; Chordata; Mammalia; Rodentia; Chinchillidae
Gene: Olfml2a
Product: olfactomedin-like 2A
Biological process (GO): signal transduction
Source: RefSeq, a predicted model, not a curated record
GCUCCUGCUGCUGCCGCUGCUGCGCACGGACCCGGCGCGCGCCCACAGUGAGGUGUUUGGCGACGCGGAGCAGGUGCGCAUGACCUCCGAGGGCUCCGACUGCCGCUGCAAGUGCAUCCUUCGGCCGCUGAGCAAGGACGCCUGCAGCCGGGUGCGCAGCGGGCGCGCGAAGGCCGAGGACGCCUACGCCGCUGUGGAGACGGUGAGCGCGGGCAGCGACUGCCGCUGCUCCUGCACGGCGCCGCCUGCCUCGCUCAACCCCUGCGAGCGCGAGUGGAAGAUGGAGAAGCUCAGGAAGCAAGCGCCCGAGCUCCUCAAGCUGCAGUCCAUGGUGGACCUCCUGGAAGGCGCCCUGUACAGCGUGGACCUGAUGAAAGUGCACGCGUACAUCCACAAGGUGGCCUCCCAGAUGAGCACACUGGAGGAGAGUGUGAAGGCCAACCUGAGCCGGGAGAACGAGGUGGUGAAGGAGAGCGUGCGCCACCUCAGCGAACAGCUCCGGAGCUACGAGAACCGCUCAGCCGUGGUGCUGCGGCUGCAGAAGGAGCUGUCUGGCCUGGGCCUGCAGCUGCUGCAGAGGGACGCGGCCGCCACUGCCGCCACCCCGGCCCCAGGCCCUGGCCACAAGGCCCAGGACACGGCUGGCGGGAAAGCCAAGGAGGCCAACAAACACAGCAGUGUGCAGAGCAGCCUUGCGGACAGAGGCCUCCCCAGAUCGCCCAAGGAGAAGCUGCUGACAGUGGAGAAGCUGAGGAAGGAGGGUGCCAAGGGCCGGCUGCCCCCGCCCACUCCCAGGCCCCGCUCCCUGGCGCAGCAGCAGGCGCUGAUCCGGGGCUUCACCUACUACAAGGCGGGCCGGCGGGAGGCGCCUGCAGCCGCGGCAGACAACGCCCUCAAAGGCGCUUCAUGGCUGGAGCAGCUGCCACUCAAGGCGGAGAGCAGGUACCCCGAGCCCAACUCCACCAAACAGGGUGAGGCUGCGCCCAAGGCUUCAGAGAGUGCCAACCUGGGCCCUGGCACCACCAGCUCUGUCCCGACUACCACCACUACCACCCCGACUCCCACCACCCUGCCCAGUGAGCCACCUGCACACUUCGAAGUCUCGAGCCAAGGUAAGGGGCCCAGCUGCGAGGGCACCCUCCGGGCUGUGGAUCCCCCAGUGAGGCACCACAGCUACGGGCGCCACGAGGGGGCUUGGAUGAAGGACCCUGCGUCUCAGGACGACAGGAUCUACGUCACCAACUACUACUAUGGGAACGGCCUGGUGGAGUUCCGCAACCUGGAAAACUUCAAGCAAGGCCGCUGGAGUAACAUGUACAAGCUGCCCUAUAACUGGAUCGGCACCGGCCACGUGGUGUACCAGGGCGCCUUCUACUACAACCGGGCCUUCACCAAGAACAUCAUCAAGUACGACCUGCGCCAGCGCUUCGUGGCCGCCUGGGCCCUGCUGCCCGACGUGGUGUACGAGGACACCACCCCGUGGAAGUGGCGUGGCCACUCAGACAUCGACUUUGCGGUAGACGAGAGCGGCCUGUGGGUCAUCUACCCCGCAGUGGACGACCGCGACGAGGCCCAGCCUGAGGUGAUCGUGCUGAGCCGCCUGGACCCCGGCGACCUCUCGGUGCACCGGGAGACCACGUGGAAGACGAGGCUGCGGCGGAGCUCCUACGGGAACUGCUUCCUGGUGUGCGGCAUCCUCUACGCCGUGGACACCUACAACCAGCACGAGGGCCAGGUCGCCUAUGCCUUUGACACCCACACGGGCACUGACGCGCGGCCCCAGCUGCCCUUCCGCAACGAGCACGCCUACACCACCCAGGUCGACUACAACCCCCGGGAGCGCCUGCUGUACGCCUGGGACAACGGCCACCAGCUCACCUACACCCUCCACUUCGUGGUCUGAGCAGGAGCGGCGGGGGAGGGGAGGAGUUUCCCCAGCAGCUCCUGCGGCCAUGUCAGCAAGUAUUUAUUGGGGUGUCCAGGAGCUGGGUGGCAGGCCUGUGGCGGGAGUCAGAAUAGCGCUCCCUUCAUACCCACCAGGUGACGCUGGCUUCUACUUGCAAAGCGUCAAGCUUUACAUGCAAUCAACCUUUUAGCCCUCCUGACGCCUCCCUCGAGGUAGAAAUCAUAGC